CAUCGCGUUGUUAAAAACAAAAUGGCGUUUUGUAACUUAUUUCUUUUGAUUCGUGUAAUUCAUUCGAAUAACCAGAUAAAUUAAAGUAUGCAAAUUAUUAGUUUAAAUUAACUCUAUAAUUCCGUUUGUGAACCACAUAAAUAGUCGUUAAAUUUCAAGUUAAUUUCGAAAUACAUUUGUUACGUUCAUUAUCAAGUGUGAAAUUUUUCAUUUGAAGAAAAAUCUGUUGGAUACGACGAGCACACACAUAUUUAUUGCAGCGACAGCAAAGAGAAAAAAAAAUCUACAAACAGAAUAAACUUUAAAACUCAUUUCUGUUCAUCAUUCAUACAUAAAAAAAAGGAACCAUCUUUAGCCAAUCGGACUGACAACAUUUUCCAUUUGUAAAGAUGCAAAUAUUUGUUGACUCAAUGAGAUUACCGUUUUAUUAUCUGCAUUAUUAAGACGACAUCAACACCGAAACUGACAAAAAUCACUCUUCUAUACUGUCGUUUUUCAGUUUAUAAUAAAAAAAAGAACGAACACCGGCCAAAAGAGAGAGAGCGUGUGAGAGAGAGCGAAGUUCAAUUAAAAACCAAUUGCAUCCGUAUCCAUAGACGUAUUUCAUCAAAAAUAUGGCUACGGAUACGAGACGACGUGUUAAAUUAUACGCAUUAAAUGCUGAGCGUCAAUGGGACGACAGAGGCACUGGCCAUGUAUCAUCAAACUAUGUGGACCGAUUGAAGGGCAUAUCACUAUUGGUGCGUGCCGAAGCAGAUGGUUCGCUAUUGCUUGAGAGUAAAAUUCAACCGGAAACUGCAUAUCAAAAGCAGCAGGAUACAUUGAUUGUAUGGUCUGAGGGUGACAAUUUCGACUUGGCGCUUAGUUUUCAGGAGAAAGCUGGAUGCGAUGAAAUUUGGGAGAAAAUUUGUAUCGUCCAAGGCAAAGAUCCAUCGGUUGAUAUAACACAGGAUAUUGUAGAAGAAUCAGAAGAUGAACGAUUUGAAGAAAUGUCAGACAGUGCACCGCCAAUUGAGUUGCCACCGUGUGAGCUGUCGCGUCUCGAAGAUAUUGCUGAGACAAUUGCAAACGGUUUGACAACGCCAUUACGAAAAGAUAAAUUGGCCAUGGCCAUCGAAUCAGAGAAUUAUAUAAAGAAACUACUAGGCCUUUUUCGCACAUGUGAAGAUUUGGAGAACCUUCUUGAUCUACACCAUUUAUAUGAAAUAUUUAAGAAUAUUUUUCUACUGAACAAAAACGCUUUGUUCGAAAUAAUGUUUGCCGAAGACACGAUAUUUGAUGUCGUCGGUUGUUUAGAGUAUGAAUCAACAGACGGACCGCCACGACAGCAUCGAAAGUAUUUGAAGCAUUUGGCCCGCUUUCGAGAGGCAAUUCCCAUCAAAAAUCAAGAUCUUCUUGCGAAAAUCCAUCAAACGUAUCGCGUUCAGUACAUACAGGAUAUAAUAUUGCCAGCACCAUCAGUGUUCGUUGAAGAUGCGAUGCUAAAUUCGUUGGCCAGUUUCAUAUUUUUUAAUAAAGUCGAAAUUGUGACGCUGAUACAGGAGGACGAACAAUUUUUGGUGGAAUUAUUUUCGAUUCUCACCGAUCAUAAUACGACCGAUGAAAAGCGACGUGACAUUGUGCUCUUUCUGAAAGAAUUGUGUAGCUUUGCACAAAAUUUACAACCACCCAGCAAAGAUGCAUUCUAUAAAACACUCACCUGUUUGGGCAUUUUGCAAGCACUUGAAAUUACACUUGUAAUGAAAGAUCAAAAGACUAAAUCCGCUUCCACUGACAUACUCACGGCAAUCGUUGAGUAUUCACCAACCAUUGUGCGAAAUUAUACAUUGCAACAAGUUGGUAAAACAGAUGAGGAACAAAUGCUGAUAAAUAUUGCGAUUGAACAAAUGCUGUCGUACUCGGAACCAGAAUUAGGUGUUCAACUCAUGGGAGUCAUUCGAUUACUUUUAGAUCCGGAGAAUAUGCUGACAGAGAAAACUGAUUUUCUGAAUUUUUUCUACAAACACAGCAUACAAACGCUCAUUGCCCAACUACUACUUAACACAAUGGGUGAUACGCCACAGAACGAAGAUUAUCAAACAGUUCAGUUACUCGGUUUGGUGUUAGAAUUGCUUUCAUUUUGCGUUGAGCAUCACACUUAUCACAUCAAGAAUUUCAUUCUACAAAAGGAUCUAUUGAAAAGAGUUCUUGUACUGAUGAAAAGCACACAUACGUUCCUCGUAUUGGGCGCACUUAGGCUUCUACGAAAAAUCAUAGCACUUAAAGAUGAAUUUUACAAUAGGCAUAUAGUUAAAGGUAAUUUAUUCGCACCAGUUGUAGACGCAUUCAUUAGAAAUAAUGGCAGAUACAAUUUGCUCGAGUCAGCCAUUUUUGAAUUGUUUGAGUUUAUCAAAGUUGAGGACAUUCGGAGUUUAUACACAUAUGUGGUAGAGAAUUUUUGGAAAAUUUUCGACGAAAUUGAGUAUGUUCAAUUAUUCAAGCACAUAAAAGCCCGCUACGAUCAACAACAAGAGAUGCUGAAAGAACGCGACAAGAUUUUGGACAGUAUUCCGAUGAUCAGAAAUAUUCGUUAUCGGCGCGAUCAAAGACAACUCGAAGAAGAAGAGGAGAUUUGGUUUAACGAAGAGGAUGAUUUUUCAGAUGUGGUUCCAACGAGCAAAACUGAUAUCGAAACAUAUAUCAUAUUUUCAUGUAUAGCCGAUAAAAAUCUUAACGAAAAGAAUGGUCCGACCAGCAAGCAACUAACAAUGACAUCGACGACAACAACGACGAAUGCACAUACAUCACCUUCGUCGAAUACAACCAGUUCGCCAUCGUCAUCUUCACCAAUUGAAGAUCAGACAGACCAAAUACAAGAAGCCGAAAGUGCUGAAAGGCCGUCACAAUUGUCUGAAGAAUCAGAACAUGAUCCAGAACCAGAUCAGGAACAAUUAGAUCAAUCACAAAGCCCGCCGAAACCGCCUCUGUCCGAAUUCAAUGACAAUAGCUCGGAAGAAAAUCAUCGGAGUGACUCGAAUUCAUUAGCGAUAGAAAAUCAUACAAGUACAGAAAGUUCAGACGACUCCCCAAAGCAAGCCGCAUCAUCUGUAUCCUUGAAGACGUGUUUGGUGGAUUACGAGGGAGAUUCAGAUGAGGACGAUGAUGACGAUAAUUCACAUUUACCGAAAAAGGCUCGUAUCGAAUAACCCGUUUCAUCUGUGUUUGGUACGCAUAGAAUUCAUCUUCCGGCAAUCAGUUAUCAACAUCUAUAGGGGCAAUUAAAGCUAUUUCAAAAUCAAUCCACACAUAUAUAGAACGAGGAUGAACAUGUUUAAAAUUGUAAAAGGCAAAGAAAAAAAUCAAUCAUUUUUUCUUUCAUAAAAGUAAAAAAAAACACACACACAAACACAAACAAAACAAACUUUUUUUAAUAUGUGCUAAUGUUGUUUAGCAAACAAAAUAUUUUUUGUACGUAUCGUCAGAAUAAAUUGGACAUUAAUAAACAAUCUUAUCAUAAUGAUUGAAAUAUCGAUAACGUAAACAUA
This is a messenger RNA of Contarinia nasturtii (swede midge), 3524 nucleotides long. It is a transcript of the gene flfl, whose product is annotated as serine/threonine-protein phosphatase 4 regulatory subunit 3. Bases 615 to 3185 code for a protein of 856 amino acids. Gene Ontology annotation, cellular component: nucleoplasm; protein phosphatase 4 complex. The record is from RefSeq and is a predicted model, not a curated record. The transcript has 10 exons. Gene Ontology annotation, molecular function: protein phosphatase activator activity. Gene Ontology annotation, biological process: protein dephosphorylation; DNA damage response. Lineage: Eukaryota; Metazoa; Arthropoda; Insecta; Diptera; Cecidomyiidae.